UCCUUCUCUCAUCUGUCCUGCCAGCCAAAUCCCAGCAGCUGGACUCCCCAUCGCCCGGCUGGACGCUCCUAGGAGGCUAUCCUGGCAGCUCUACCAAGGUCAGGGUAGACGCUGUCCUCCGGGUGUGGUGCUGAAGCCGCGUCCAUUCUGGCUACAGAGCAGCCGGGAGGCGUGAGGAGGAGAACAAGGGAGUAGCUGCACCUUACUGGCCGUCCAUAGCAUUGUGUAUUCUCCUCCAUCUCAGCACCAGGGCCAUUCCUCACUGGAUGCCAGGGCUGCCCAUGCUUCUCCUCCAUCCCAGGAGUCAUCUGACAUCCAGUCCUACUGGCUAAUCCUCCUCCACCUGAUCCUGUAAGGUCCCCAGCCUCCCAUGACAAGCCAGUGAAUGUGACAGAGAGAAGACCAUCACCCCAGAGCCAUGGAGGAAGAGCUGAAAUGCCCAGUGUGUGGCUCUUUCUUCCGAGAGCCCCUCAUCCUGCCCUGUUCACACAACAUCUGCCUGCCCUGUGCCCGCACCAUCGUAGUGCAGACCCCAGAAAGCGAGCACCUACCUCAUGCCGCUCGCCCCAUGUUACUGAUGGGGGCAGAUUACGACUACCCGGAUCACCUGGACAAGAUGAGCCUGCACAGUGAGACGGAUAGCGGGUAUGGCUCCUACACGCCAAGCCUCAAGUCCCCCAAUGGAGUAAGGGUACUACCCCCAGCCCCUGCCCCAUCCUUAGCUGCCGCCUCUGGUGCAUCUUCCCGGGGGCUGCAUGGCAGCAUCUGUAGCUCAUCCUCCAUCACCUGCCCCCAAUGCCAUCGCAGUGCAUCCCUGGAUGAGAGGGGGCUGCGGGGCUUCCAGCGCAAUAGACUGCUGGAGACCAUAGUGCAGAGAUACCAGCAAGAACGGGGGGCGGCACAAGAUGGGGAUAGUGCCCCAGAGGCCUCUGGAGCCUAUACUGCCAAUGCCCGGUGCCAGCUGUGUGACACAAACCCAUCAGAGGCCGCAGUCAUGUGCGAGCAGUGUGAUGUCCUCUAUUGCUCUUCUUGUCAGAAGAAAUGCCACCCAACUAGAGGACCUUUUGCCAAGCACAGGCUAGUGCCACCGUCCCAGCUGGCCCCUUCCACCAGCACCAGCCAGAAACCAGCAGCAGCCGCCGCAUCAGCACCGCCCAGCUACAUCCGCAAGUUCCCCACCUGUGCCGACCAUGAACUGGAGAACUACAGCAUGUACUGCCUGAACUGCCGGACCCCGGUGUGCUACCAGUGCCUACAGGAGGGCAAGCAUGCCAAGCAUGAGAUGAAGGCACUAGGAAUUAUGUGGAAGCAGCACAAGGCACAGCUUUCUCAGGCUUUGAGUGGAGUUUCCGAUAAAGCAAAGGAAGCCAAAGAAUUUCUGGUUCAGCUAAAGAACAUACUGCAACAAAUCCAGGAAAAUGGACUGGAGUAUGAAGCAUGCUUGGUUGCUCAAUGUGAUGCUCUCGUGGAUGCAUUAAAUCGUCAAAAGGCAAAGUUGCUCACCAAAGUCACAAAGGAACGAGAACAUAAAUUCAAGGUUGUAUGGGACCAGAUAAAUCACUGUACAUUGAAACUACGCCAGUCAACAGGGCUAAUGGAAUAUUGCCUUGAAGUAAUCAAAGAAAAUGAUCCCUCUGGCUUUUUACAGAUUUCAGAUGCUUUGAUAAAGCGCGUUCAAGGCUCCCAAGAGCAGUGGGUUAAAGGAGCACUGGAACCAAAAGUCUCUCCUGAAUUUGACCUCACAUUGGACAGCGACCCUUUGUUACAGGCCAUUCACCAGCUGGAUUUUAUUCAGAUGAAAUGUAAGGUUCCUGUUACAGUGCCCCCUGUACCCCUGCUGCAGUUGGAGAAGUGCUGCACGCGAAAUAAUAGCGUUACUCUGGCUUGGAGAAUGCCACCAUUUGCUCACAACCCUGUGGAAGGAUAUAUAUUGGAACUAGAUGAUGGAGAUGGUGGCCCGUUUAGGGAAGUUUAUGUUGGAAAAGAGACUUUAUGCACAAUUGAUGGUCUUCACUUCAACAGCACAUACAAUGCUAGAGUCAAAGCAUUUAAUUCAACAGGCCUUGGGCCUUACAGCAAAACUGUAGUGCUCCAGACAUCUGAUGUGGCCUUUUUCACAUUUGAUGCAAACACUGCUCAUCGGGAUAUUGUGUUAUCCAAUGACAACAUGACAGCAUCCUGCAGCAGUUAUGAUGACAGAGUGGUUCUAGGAACAGCUGCAUUCUCAAAAGGAGUUCACUAUUGGGAGGUACAGGUUGACAGAUAUGACAACCACCCUGAUCCAGCUUUUGGUGUUGCCAGAAUUAAUGUAGUAAAGGAUAUGAUGCUGGGAAAAGAUGACAAGGCCUGGGCUAUGUAUGUGGAUAAUAACCGGAGCUGGUUCAUGCACUGCAACUCUCAUACAAACAGAACAGAAGGAGGUGUGAGCAAAGGGACCGUAGUUGGCAUACUCUUAGACCUUAACAAGCGCAUACUAAUAUUCCGUAUUAACGGAAAGCAGCAGGGACCUGUAGCAUUUGAGAGCAUUGAUGGUGUCUUCAUGCCCGCAAUAAGUCUCAAUCGAAAUGUGCAAGUUACUCUUCAUACAGGCCUGGAGGUGCCAACGAAUAUCAGGCAAACCAAGGCAGUAACUAACCUUUAAGAAUCGAUCCACCAUUUCAUAGGCUACUCUUUUAUAACAGGAUGUUACCAUUACAUUACAGUCAGCAUUUGCUAAAAUUACAAAAUGAAAAUCAUCAGGGAAUCAAUGAGUGGGGUAAACAGCCGUCAGAUCUACAAAUAGUCAGUCAUAACCUAUGUAGCAGUUAUUUCCUUUCUCUAGAAAGACAGAAUAAACAUUGCUGUUUUAAAGGGGUACUCCGGCGCUUAGACAUCUUAUCCCCUAUCCUUUGGAUAAG
Messenger RNA from Hyla sarda, 2897 nucleotides. RefSeq names its product tripartite motif containing 67 (gene TRIM67). Bases 419 to 2641 code for a protein of 740 amino acids. The record is from RefSeq and is a predicted model, not a curated record. Lineage: Eukaryota; Metazoa; Chordata; Amphibia; Anura; Hylidae. The transcript has 10 exons. Gene Ontology annotation, molecular function: protein binding; zinc ion binding.